Molecule: messenger RNA, 1455 nt
Organism: Colletotrichum gloeosporioides
Lineage: Eukaryota; Fungi; Ascomycota; Sordariomycetes; Glomerellales; Glomerellaceae
Product: Nuclear localization sequence-binding protein
Exons: 3
Coding region: 1-1455 (484 amino acids)
Molecular function (GO): RNA binding
Source: RefSeq, a predicted model, not a curated record
AUGGGCAAGACCAAGUCUACCACCAAGGGCAGCAAGGCCGCUGACCCUCUCACCAAGGUGAAGAACGCCGGCGUCUCUAAGGCUUCUGAGAGCCCCAAGGCCAAGUCCAAGGCCAUCGCCAAGGACCUCGCCACCAAGGAGAAGAAGAAGGCCAAGAAGGUCGUCGAGCCUGAGUCCGAGUCUGAGUCUUCCGACAGCAGCGAGUCCGAGGAGGAGGAGGAGUCAGACUCUUCCGACUCUUCCGACUCUGAGGAGGAGAAGCCCGCCGCCAAGAAGGCCGCUCCCAAGGCCGCUGCCAAGAAGGCUGCCGAGUCCUCCGACAGCGAGUCUGAGGCUUCCGACUCUGACUCCGACUCGUCCGAGUCUGAGGAGGAGGCUCCCAAGGCCAAGGCCAAGGCCAACGGUGUCGCUAAGACCAACGGCGCCGCCAAGAAGGACGAGUCUUCCGACAGCGACUCCAGCGAGGAGGACUCUGACGACUCCGAGGACGAGAAGACCGACAAGAAGGCUGAGAAGAAGGCCGAGUCUUCCGACUCUGACUCUGACUCUUCCGACUCCGAUGAGGAGGAGGACUCCUCCGACUCUAAGGAAGCCUCGGAGGCUGAGACCAAGACCGAGGAGCCCUCCAAGAAGCGCAAGGCCCUGGACGACCCCGUCAUCCCCGGCAAGAAGGCCCGCACCGACAUCUCUGACAAGAGCUCUACCCUCUUCGUUGGCUCCCUUGCCUGGGCUGUCGAUGACAACACCCUCUACGAGGCCUUCCAGGAGUUCCCCGACCUGACCGGUGCCCGCGUCGUCACCGACAAGCAGACCGGCCGCAGCCGUGGCUUCGGCUACGUCGACUUCGGCAACCCUGAGGCUGCUGCCGCUGCCCUCGAGGCCUCCCAAGGAAAGGACCUCGCUGGCCGCGCCAUGAACAUUGACUUCUCUGGCCAGAAGCCCGCCGGUGACGGCAACCACCAGGCUCGUGCCCAGGACCGCGCCCAGAAGCACGGUGACACCGUUAGCCCCGAGUCCGAGACUCUGUUCGUCGGUAAUCUGCCUUUCGACACCGACCAGGACACUGUCCACGCUUUCUUCAGCGAGGUUGCCGAGGUUGCCAGCGUUCGCCUGCCUACCGACCCUGACAGCGGCAACCUGAAGGGUUUCGGCUACGUCUCUUUCAACAGCAUCGAGGACGCCAAGUCCGCCUUCUCUCAGCUCAACGGUCAGUACCUCGGUGAGGGCCGUAGCGGCCGUGCCGUCCGUCUGGACUAUGCUGGCCAGAAGCCUAACCGUGACGGUGGUGGCCGUGGUGGUGGCCGCGGUGGCUUCGGAGGCCGUGGCGGCGGUCGUGGUGGUGGCCGUGGUAACUUCGGUGGACGUGGCGGUGGUCGCGGCGGUGGCCGUGGUGGAUUCUCCUCCACCAACCGUGGUGGCUUCGGUGACUUCAAGGGCUCCAAGAUCACCUUCUAA